Molecule: messenger RNA, 8211 nt
Organism: Elgaria multicarinata webbii
Lineage: Eukaryota; Metazoa; Chordata; Lepidosauria; Squamata; Anguidae
Gene: FLNC
Product: filamin C
Exons: 48
Coding region: 1-8211 (2736 amino acids)
Biological process (GO): actin cytoskeleton organization
Molecular function (GO): actin filament binding
Source: RefSeq, a predicted model, not a curated record
AUGAACAGCAACAGCUACUACGAGCAGCCCCCGGCGGGCUACUACCCGGGCGAGGAGCACGAGGAGAUGCCGGCCACCGAGAAGGACCUGGCCGAGGACGCGCCCUGGAAGAAGAUCCAGCAGAACACCUUCACGCGCUGGUGCAACGAGCACCUCAAGUGCCUGAACCGGCGCAUCGGCGACCUGCAGAAGGACCUGAGCGACGGCCUCAAGCUCAUCGGGCUGCUGGAGGUGCUCAGCCAGAAGAAGAUGUACCGCAAGUACCACGCGCGCCCCAACUUCAGGCAGAUGAAGCUCGAGAACGUCUCCGUGGCGCUCGAGUUUCUCGACCGGGAGCACAUCAAGCUGGUCUCCAUCGACAGCAAGGCCAUCGUGGACGGGAACCUGAAGCUGAUCCUGGGCUUGAUCUGGACGCUGAUCCUGCACUACUCCAUCUCCAUGCCCAUGUGGGAAGACGAGGACGAGGAAGACGCCAAGAAGCAGACGCCCAAGCAGCGCCUCCUGGGCUGGAUCCAGAACAAAGUGCCCCAGCUGCCCAUCACCAACUUCAACCGCGACUGGCAGGACGGCAAAGCCCUGGGCGCCCUGGUGGACAACUGCGCUCCCGGCCUGUGCCCAGACUGGGAGACGUGGGACCCCAACCAGCCGGUGGAGAAUGCCCGGGAAGCGAUGCAGCAGGCGGACGACUGGCUGGGUGUGCCUCAGGUCAUUGCUCCCGAAGAGAUCGUGGACCCCAACGUGGAUGAGCACUCGGUCAUGACCUACCUGUCUCAGUUCCCCAAAGCCAAGCUGAAACCGGGAGCACCCCUGCGCUCUCAGCAGCUGAACCCCAAGAAAGCCAAGGCCUACGGCCCAGGCAUUGAGCCACACGGGAACACCGUGCUGAAACCAGCCCAUUUCACAGUGGAAACCAUCGAGGCUGGAUUGGGAGAGGUGCUGGUGUACAUCGAAGAUCCCGAAGGACACACGGAGGAGGCCAAAGUGGUCGCCAACAAUGAUAAGAAUCGGACGUAUUCCGUCUCCUACGUGCCGAAAGUGGCUGGCUUGCAUAAGGUCACCGUGCUCUUUGCUGGGCAGAAUAUUGACAAGAGUCCCUUCGAGGUCAACGUGGGCAUGGCGCUGGGCGAUGCCAACAAGGUGACUGCCCGUGGCCCGGGCCUGGAACCCGUGGGCAACGUAGCCAACAAGCCCACCUACUUUGACAUCUACACGGCAGGCGCGGGGACAGGCGACGUGGGCGUGGUGAUCGUGGAUCCCCAGGGCCGCCGCGACACCGUGGAGGUAGUGCUGGAAGAUAAAGGGGACAGCAUCUUCCGGUGCACUUACCGCCCCGUCUUGGAGGGACCGCAUACCAUCUACGUCACCUUUGCUGGAGCUCAGAUCCCCAAAAGCCCCUUCACUGUCAAUGUCGCGGAAGCGCCGCCUCCCCCACUUCCGCCCGGCGUCUCCCCCAUUCAGAUCAUCCCUCAGUCCGUCCGCACCCCGCCAGCCGAUAAGGCCAAGAAAAUCCCACCCCCCAUUCUUCCCAAGUCACGUAAACCAACCUGCAGCCCCAACGCCUGCCGGGCCAUGGGCCGGGGCCUCCAGCCAAAGGGCGUGCGCGUCAAGGAGGCGGCGGACUUCAAGGUCUACACCAAAGGAGCCGGCACGGGCGAGCUGAAGGUGGUGGUCAAGGGUCCAAAAGGCACCGAGGAGCCAGUGAAGGUCCGGGACGUUGGUGACGGGGUGUACGAAUGUGAAUACAACCCCACGGUGCCCGGGAAAUACGUGGUGUCCAUUACCUGGGGCGGUCAUGCCAUCCCGAGGAGUCCCUUUGAGGUGCAGGUGGGCCCUGAGGCCGGCACGCAGAAGGUCAGAGCCUGGGGGCCCGGCCUGGAGACCGGCAUGGUGGGCAAGUCAGCAGACUUUGUGGUCGAGGCGAUUGGCACGGAAGUGGGCACGCUGGGCUUCUCCAUCGAGGGCCCCUCACAGGCCAAGAUUGAGUGCGAUGACAAAGGGGACGGAUCCUGCGACGUCCGCUAUUGGCCCACCGAGCCGGGCGAGUACGCCGUGCACGUGAUCUGCGACGACGAGGACAUCAAGGACAGCCCCUUCAUUGCCCACAUCCUGCCUGCCACCAACGAGUACUUCCCAGAGAAGGUCAAAGCUUUUGGCCCUGGACUGGAGCCCACCGGCUGCAUCGUGAACAAGCCGGCAGAGUUCACCAUCGAUGCCCGGGGAGCGGGCAAGGCGGAGCUCAAGAUCUACGCCCAGGAUGCAGAAGGCGUCCCCAUUGACAUCAAGAUCAAGAACAACGGUGAUGGGACCUUCUCCUGUGUCUACGUCCCCACCAAGGCCAUCAAGCACACCAUCAUCAUCAGCUGGGGAGGCGUCAACGUCCCCAAGAGCCCCUUCCGGGUAAUGGUUGGCGAAGGCAGCCACCCGAACAAAGUCAAGGUGUACGGUCCUGGAGUUGAGAAGACAGGCUUGAAGGCCAAUGAGCCCACUUACUUCACAGUGGAUUGCAGCGAGGCGGGACAAGGGGACGUCAGCAUCGGCAUCAAGUGCGCCCCGGGCGUGGUGGGGCCGCUCGAAGCUGACAUCGAUUUCGACAUCAUCAAGAACGACAACGACACCUUCACCGUCAAAUACAUGCCUCCCGGCCCCGGGCGUUACACCAUCAUGGUGCUCUUUGCCAACCAGGAGAUUCCCAUCAGCCCUUUCCACAUCAAGGUGGACCCCUCCCACGAUGCCAGCAAGGUGAAGGCCGAGGGGCCUGGACUCAGCCGGACAGGUGUGGAGGUCGGGAAGCCCACCCACUUCACCGUCUUCACCAAGGGGGCCGGCAAAGCCAAGCUGGACGUGCACUUUGCCGGGGCCGCCAAGGGCGAGGUGGUGCGGGACUUCGAAAUCAUCGACAACCACGACUACUCCUACACCGUCAAGUACACGGCCGUGCAACAGGGUAACAUGGCCGUGACAGUGACAUACGGUGGAGACCCCAUUCCCAAGAGCCCCUUCCCGGUCAACGUGGCUCCACCCCUUGACCUCAGCAAGGUCAAAGUGCAAGGCCUCAACAGCAAGGUGGACGUGGGUCGCGACCAAGAAUUUGCCAUCAACACGAAGGGAGCCGGCGGCCAAGGGCAGGUGGACGUCAAGAUCAGCUCGCCUUCCCGCCGCCCCAUCCCCUGCAAGGUGGAAACGGGCACCACCAACGACAUCCACUCCGUGAAGUACAUGCCCCCCGAGGAGGGGCCCUACAAGGUGGACAUCACGUACGAUGGGCACCCUGUGCCGGGGAGCCCCUUCGCCGUGGAGGCCGUCAUGCCCCCCGACCCGUCCAAGGUUUGCGCCUACGGUCCCGGACUGAAGGGCGGUUUUGUGGGGAAGCCGGCGCCUUUCACCAUCGACACCAAAGGGGCCGGCACCGGCGGGCUGGGCCUGACCGUGGAGGGCCCCUGCGAGGCCAAGAUCGAGUGCCAGGACAACGGCGACGGCUCGUGCUCGGUCUCGUACCUGCCCACGGAGCCCGGCGAGUACGCCAUCAACAUCCUCUUUGCCGACGCGCACAUCCCCGGCUCGCCCUUCAAGGCGGACAUCCAGCCCGUCUUCGACCCGUCCAAGGUGACGGCCAGCGGGCCCGGCCUGGAGCACGGCAAGGUGGGCGAGGUGGCGACCUUCAUGGUGGACUGCUCCAAGGCGGGCGACGCCGAGCUCACCAUCGAGAUCAUCUCCGACUCCGGGGUCAAGGCCGAGGUGCUGAUCCAGAACAACAGCGACGGCACCUACAGCAUCACCUACAUCCCCUCCUUUCCCGGCACCUACACCAUCACCAUCAAGUAUGGCGGGCACCCCGUGCCCAAGUUCCCCGCCCGCGUCAACGUCGACCCCGCUGUGGACACCAGCAACGUCAAGGUCUUUGGGCCCGGAGUGGAGCCACGAGGUGUCCUGCGCGAGGUCACCACUGAGUUCACGGUGGACUCUCGCUCACUCACCAAGACCGGCGGCAGCCACGUCAAGGUGCGCGUCAUUAACCCCUCCGGCGCCAAGACGGACACGUACAUCACCGACAACGGAGACGGCACCUACCGCGUCCAGUACACGGCCUAUGAGGACGGUGUGCACCUCGUGGAAGUGACCUACGACGACGUGCCGGUGCCCAAGAGCCCCUUCCGGGUGGGGGUGACCGAGGGCUGCGACCCCAGCCGCGUCCGCGCCUACGGCCCCGGCCUCGAAGGCGGGCUGGUGAACAAAUCGAACCACUUCACCGUGGAGACCAGGGGGGCAGGAACCGGGGGUCUUGGCUUGGCCAUUGAAGGCCCCUCCGAGGCCAAAAUGUCAUGCAAGGAUAACAAAGACGGGAGCUGCAGCGUUGAGUACAUCCCCUUCACACCCGGCGACUAUGACGUCAACAUCACGUUCGGAGGGCGCCCCAUCCCCGGGAGCCCCUUCCGCGUUCCUGUCAAAGACGUGGUGGAUCCCAGCAAGGUGAAGUGCUCCGGCCCUGGGCUGGGGGCUGGCGUGAGAGCGCGUGUCCCUCAGACCUUCACGGUCGACUGCAGCAAGGCCGGCGUUGCCCCUCUGGAGGUGAAAGUCUUGGGACCCACAGGGGUGGCUGAGCCGGUGGAGGUGCGCGACAAGGGAGACGGCACACACACCGUGAACUACACCCCGGCCACGGACGGGCCGUACACCGCCUCCGUCAAGUAUGCCGGGCAAGAAGUGCCCCGCAGCCCGUUUAAGGUCAAGGUCCUCCCGGCCCACGACGCCAGCAAAGUGCGAGCCAGCGGGCCAGGCCUCAACGCCUCCGGCAUCCCCGCCAGCCUGCCGGUGGAGUUCACCAUUGACGCCCGCGAUGCCGGCGAGGGGCUGCUCACCGUGCAGAUCCUGGACCCCGAGGGCAAACCCAAGAAAGCCAACAUUCGGGACAACGGAGACGGGACGUACACGGUGUCCUACGUCCCGGACAUGACGGGCCGUUACACCAUCACCAUCAAGUACGGCGGCGACGAGAUCCCCUACUCGCCUUUCCGCAUCCACGCCCUGCCGGCUGGAGAUGCCAGCAAGUGCCUGGUCACAGUGUCCAUAGGAGGCCACGGAUUGGGCACUUGCUUGGGCCCCACCAUCCAGAUCGGGGAGGAGACGGUGAUCACGGUGGACGCCAAGGCGGCGGGGAAGGGCAAGGUGACGUGCAAGGUCUCCACGCCUGACGGCGCCGAGCUGGACGUGGACGUGGUGGAGAACCACGACGGCACCUUCGACAUCUACUACACCGCCCCGGAGCCUGGCAAAUACAUCAUCACCAUCCGCUUUGGGGGCGAGCAGAUCCCCAACAGCCCCUUCCACGUGGUGGCUACGGAUGAGCCCGUCGCCCCUCCGGAGAGUGUGGACUCCAUGCUACGCCCCUUCAACCUGGUCAUCCCCUUCACUGUGCAGAAGGGGGAGAUCACAGGCGAGGUGCGGAUGCCUUCUGGCAAGACGGCACGGCCUCACAUCACCGACAAUAAGGACGGCACUGUGACGGUGAAGUACGCCCCUGUGGAGAAGGGCCUGCAUGAGAUGGACAUCAAAUACGACGGCAACCACAUCCCAGGGAGCCCGCUGCAGUUCUACGUGGAUGCCCUCAACGCCCGCCACGUGAGCGCUUACGGGCCUGGGCUGAGCCACGGCAUGGUCAACAAGCCAGCAACCUUCACCAUUGUCACCAAGGAUGCCGGCGAAGGAGGCCUGUCCCUGGCGGUGGAGGGCCCCUCCAAGGCCGAGAUCACCUGCAAGGACAACAAGGACGGCACCUGCACCGUCUCCUACCUGCCUACGGCGCCCGGGGAUUACAACAUCAUUGUGCGCUUCGACGACAAGCACAUCCCCGGCAGCCCUUUCACCGCCAAGAUCACAGGUGACGAUUCCAUGCGCACCUCCCAGCUGAACGUGGGCACCUCCACCGACGUGUCCCUGAAGAUCACCGAGAGCGACCUGAGCCUGCUGACGGCCAGCAUCCGGGCGCCCUCCGGCAACGAAGAGCCCUGUUUACUCAAGCGCCUGCCCAACCGGCAUAUCGGGAUCUCCUUCACCCCCAAGGAGGUGGGCGAGCACGUGGUGAGCGUGAAGAAGAGCGGCAAGCACGUCACCAACAGUCCCUUCAAGAUCAUGGUGGGGCAGUCGGAGAUUGGAGACGCCAGCAAGGUGAAGGUGUCCGGCAAGGGCCUGGUGGAGGGGCGCACGUUUGAGAUCUCCGAAUUCAUCGUGGACACACGCACGGCAGGCUACGGUGGUCUUGGCCUGUCCAUCGAAGGCCCCAGCAAGGUGGACAUUAACUGUGAGGAUAUGGAGGACGGGACCUGCAAGGUCACCUACUGCCCUACUGAGCCCGGAAAUUACAUCAUCAACAUCAAGUUUGCGGACAAGCAUGUCCCAGGGAGCCCUUUCACCGUGAAGAUGACGGGCGAAGGGCGCAUGAAGGAGAGCAUCACGCGACGGCGUCAGGCACCCUCCAUUGCCACCAUCGGCAGCACCUGCGACCUGAACCUCAAGAUCCCAGGGAACUGGUUCCAGAUGGUCUCGGCCCAGGAGCGGCUGACGCGCACCUUCACGCGCAGCAGCCACACGUACACGCGCACCGAGCGGACGGAGAUCAGCAAGACGCGCGGCGGCGAGACCAAGCGCGAGGUGCGGGUGGAGGAGUCCACCCAAGUGGGCGGGGACCCCUUCCACAACGUCUUUGGCGACUUCCUAGGCCGCGAGAGCCUCGGCUCCUUCGGCAGCAUCGCCCGGACCCAGGAGGGUGAGGCGGGCUUGCAGGCCAUGACCGCUCAGGUGACCAGCCCGUCGGGAAAGAUGGCCGAAGCAGAAAUCAUCGAGGGGGAGGACAGCGCCUACUCGGUGCGCUUCGUGCCGCAGGAGAUGGGCUCCCACACCGUCAACGUCAAGUACCGCGGCCAGCACGUGCCUGGCAGCCCCUUCCAGUUUACUGUGGGGCCGAUGGGAGAAGGGGGGUCCCACAAAGUGCGAGCAGGAGGCACCGGCCUGGAGCGUGGCGUGGCCGGCGUGCCAGCUGAAUUCAGCAUAUGGACCCGGGAAGCAGGCGCCGGCGGCCUCUCGAUCGCCGUCGAGGGGCCCAGCAAGGCGGAGAUUGCCUUUGAGGACCGGAAAGACGGCUCCUGCGGCGUCUCCUACAUCGUCCAGGAACCAGGUGAUUACGAGGUGUCCAUCAAAUUCAACGAUGAGCACAUCCCUGACAGCCCUUUCGUGGUACCCGUGGCUUCGCUUUCUGAUGAUGCUCGGCGCUUGACAGUCACCAGCCUCCAGGAGACGGGCUUGAAAGUGAACCAGCCGGCUUCCUUCGCGGUGCAACUCAACGGGGCGCGGGGCGUGAUCGACGCCAAGGUGCACACCCCGUCCGGAGUGGUGGAGGAAUGCUACGUCUCCGAACUGGACAGCGACAAAUAUGCCAUCCGCUUCAUCCCUCACGAGAACGGUGUCCACUCAAUCGAUGUCCGGUUCAACGGCCGGCACGUCCCCGGCAGCCCCUUCAACAUCCGCGUUGGCGAGCAGAGCCAGGCUGGUGACCCGGGGCUCGUCACGGCCUUCGGUCCAGGGCUGGAGGGCGGAACCACAGGCGUCUCUUCCGAGUUCCUUGUGAAGACGCGGAACGCGGGCUCCGGCGCCCUCUCCGUCACCAUUGACGGGCCCUCCAAGGUGCAGAUGGACUGCCAGGAGUGCCCCGAGGGGCACAAGGUCACCUACAUGCCCAUGGCGCCCGGGAGCUACCUCAUCUCCAUCAAGUACGGAGGGCCUCAGCACAUCGUCGGCAGCCCCUUCAAGGCCAAGGUCACAGGGCCCCGGCUCUCCGGCGGGCACAGCCUCCACGAGACGUCGACGGUGCUGGUGGAGACGGUCACCAAGGCCUCGUCGUCGGUGGCCGGCAGCUACAGCGCCCUGCCCAAGUUCUCGUCCGACGCCAGCAAGGUGGUGGCCCGGGGGCCUGGGCUAACCAAGGCCUUUGUGGGCCAGAAGAACACCUUCACGGUAGACUGCAGCAAGGCCGGCACCAACAUGCUGAUGGUGGGCGUUCACGGCCCCAAGACGCCCUGCGAGGAGGUUUACGUCAAGCACAUGGGCAACCGCGUCUACAACGUCACCUACACCGUCAAGGAGAAGGGCGACUACAUCCUCAUCGUCAAAUGGGGGGACGAGGGCGUGCCAGGAAGCCCCUACCAAGUCAAUGUGCCCUAA